Messenger RNA from Pseudo-nitzschia multistriata, 1330 nucleotides. The record is from the annotation of a GenBank genome assembly. Lineage: Eukaryota; Bacillariophyta; Bacillariophyceae; Bacillariales; Bacillariaceae.
CAAACAUCCAUCACUGCGCAGCAAACCAGGCCGGAGGAAGAGAAGCUGUCAACAGAAUCCGUCGCAAUUCGUAUCUUCUGCUUCUCACUACUCGCCGGAUACCGAAGCCUUUCAAACAACGCGACGAAGACACUAUUUAGCUGCACUACACACAGUGCCAGAACCGACAGAACAAAAUAGAACAGUACCAUGCCGGCCUUUGUUUGCGAACCCGCUAGCAGCAACAGCAAUUCCGGCAACAAGCCAGCCAAAAAGCUCAGCGUUCCCCCCGAUGGAUACGUCUGCAAGCUGUGCCACACCAAGGGCCACUGGAUCCAGCAAUGCCCCGAGAAACCAAAGCACAAGACGAAGAAAAAGAAAAACCCCAACCACGUCUACCGACCCGGAAUCGAUCCCUCCAAGGAGGACAUCGAAAGGGCCAGGGCCCUACAGAAGCUCACGCCACCCAUGUGUUUCUGCCGCGUCCGUUCCCGGUUGAAAAAGGUCAAGCGGUCCUUUGCCAACAGCAAUGCAGGCAGCAGCAGCAGCAAAAACAACAACACCGACGACUACUACGACAACGGAAACGCAUCGCACUCCUACCGGGAGCCCGACUACGAGCGCUCGCGGGCGAUCGGGAACUACUUCUUUUUCUGCUCCAAGCCGAGGGGCGACCCGACCCAGUGCCGCUUCGCCCGGCCGGUGGAGGACCACGAGUCCAUCACGCCACGGUCUCGGCGGGUCUGCGCCUUUUUCCAGAAGCACGGAUCCUGCAGAAAGGGGGACGCCUGCGCCUUUUCGCACGAGACGAUUGGGGGCGGCCACGGAAACGAAACCGGCAAGCGCAAGCGCAGCGGGGAAUGUGCGACCGCUAGCAGCGAUCCACCAGUCACCGGUGGCGACUCCAAGAAGCAAAAACAAGAUGGCAAAGACCACGGCUCCGUUGCUUCCUCGAGCAGCAGCAGCAGCGACGACGAGGCAGAGACGGACGCGAACAAGACAGCAGCGGCAGCGAUCCCAACAAACGACGACAGCGAAAGCAGCAGCAGCGAUUCGGACAGCAGCGACGGCGACAAAACAAAAGUUACGACUACCGUGAAAUCCGCGCAAGCAGCAGCGAUCGAACGAUCUAGCGAUAGUGAUAGCGACAGCAGUGACAGCGACAGCAGUGAUUCCGAUAGGGGCCGGUGUGAGGACAAGGCAAAAGCUACUGGCGAAACAAGAACAAAAACGAGAUUGAAGAGCACAUCACCCAGCGGCAGUAGCAGCAGCAGUAGUAGCAGUGAGUCAGAUAGUGACAGCGACUGAUGGCUAGAAAAGACGCUCGAUAGAAUAACUAAGAGUUAUUACA